This is a messenger RNA of Haliotis rufescens (red abalone), 2226 nucleotides long. Its product is annotated as leucine-rich repeat and immunoglobulin-like domain-containing nogo receptor-interacting protein 4. The transcript is spliced from 2 exons. The record is from RefSeq and is a predicted model, not a curated record. NCBI's taxonomy places the organism in Eukaryota, Metazoa, Mollusca, Gastropoda, Lepetellida, Haliotidae. Gene Ontology annotation, molecular function: protein binding. Gene Ontology annotation, cellular component: extracellular matrix. Bases 226 to 1827 code for a protein of 533 amino acids.
UAAAUCCUAACACUGCAACAUUUAUGAACAUAAACCCGUUUGCAAAUUCGUCCCCAGUGGAAGUUGCAUUGCCUGUUUCAUAUCCCCAUACUCGCAGGAACCCGACACAGUCUGCAAUCAAGAAACGCUGUCUGAGAAUACGAUCACGCCGACGACACAAGCUGGACGGAAGAUCGGCACAAGUCUCACUCCCGGGUAACGAGCAGACAGAGUCAUCACGUGACGAUGGUAUCGUUACCGUGCCGUGACGUGUGGGGGAUAACGCUCGUCAUCGUCCUUUUCAUAGCACAUAGUACGUCAUCUGACGGAGGCGCCUGUCCUCACGGAUGUACAUGCUCCGCCACCAUUAUAGACUGUCGUCAUAGCAACCUGACGUCACUUCCUUCCACCCUUCCAUUGGCCGAGACGAUUGAGAAGCUACUUGUUUCAGGAAACAGGAUAAAGCAGAUUGGACUUGAACUUAAAUCCUACCCAGCACUCGAAAGAGUUGAUGUGGCAUCCAACAACAUCAGCAGCAUCAGUGAUGGAGCUUUCAGUGGCAUAGAAAAUCUGGACAAUCUGAUUCUUCGUCGGAACUAUCUGGCAAAGUUAACGAACGAGACCUUUCGGGGAUUGCGGGCGCUCAAAACCUUGGACUUGGGGUACAACGUCUUGAAGACCUUACCCAAUGGUGCUUUCAGAGACUUGAAAAGUUUGCAGCAAUUAGAUUUAAUGAAAAAUAACAUUUCCUUCAUCGAAGACGACGCUUUUGUUGGCUUGGAGUCUUUGCAAGUUUUGAAUUUAACCCGAAACCUUCUUCAAGUGUAUCCGACAAACGCUUUAUCAAGACUGACAUCCGUUACCCGGCUUGUAUUGGACGAUAACAGGUUGAAGACCAUACCAAGGUUUGCAUUUGCAGGACUUUUGAAUCUGAAGUUUUUGAGCCUCAAUGGGAACCAUCUUGCAAGCCUGGAACCGUCGGCGUUUGCCGUGCUGAAGGCGGGUUCUGGCACCUCUUUAGUGGAGCUCUCAAUUAAAGGAACAGACUUGAACGAUGUUCCAACGGAUGCCUUUAAAAGUCUUACAAGUCUUGAAAUACUGGACAUCAGUAAAAAUAAAUUCAAAAUUUUUAAGAGGGGGUCUUUUAAUGGGCUGAAAAGUCUUCGAAAGCUGACAGUAACAUCCUCAAGAUACCUAACAACCAUUGAAAAUGGAACUUUUGAAUUUAUGUCGAAUUUAACGGAAGUCAUCAUACGAAAUAAUAAAGCUCUCACGUCGAUCGGAGAGACAACUUUUCCCUCCGCGGGCUCACUGGUGGAUCUCGAUUUAAGUUCCAAUUCCAUUCGCACAUUUUAUCCAAAUAUGGUUCCAUGGGAUAGAAAUGCGACUGUUGAUAUAAGAAAUAACCAGCUUCUCUGUGACUGCAAUAUUGUUUGGAUGUUUACAACUCUGAAGAACGCCAAUAAUCCGAAUACAAAACUAUAUGCGUCAAAUCUUUCGUGCGCAGCGCCGGAUCCAUACAGAGGGAGAAACGUAUUCUCGCUUUCGAAUUCCACCUUCAGCUGUGACAUUGCUAAACCUUACACCCAUGACGUCCUGAGUCGGGUCAAGGUCGCGGCAAUUGCUGCAGUCAUCACAAGCCUUUUACUUAUGUGUUGUGCUCUUUUCAUCAAGUUCCGAAAAAAGAUUUGCAUGGUAAUCCGAAGACAGUAUCGGUACCGCCAAUAUAAAAACAACGGCUCCCUUUCAGACAGCAGACAGAACGGGGAGCUCCCGGAAGAAGGAACUGCAAUGGAGGUCAUAAGUUCAUAUAAAGAUGACCCUGAAAUACAAGUUCAAGGUCAAUAGGUCAGUCAAGGUCAAAGGAAUUUUUGACGUGUUUCAACCUCGACAGUGACUUUGUUGAUAUCAAAUAACCAUUGUAUAAAACGUGCAAUAGGUAUACUGAUGUGAAUCUAAAACAAUCCGACUGCACAGGUAUCAAAUAUUCAUUAACCUCCCCCUGAACAUCUCUUUCUCCAACAUGAAUCUUUUUAAGGAUCAAUAAUUGAGACACGGGAGUGGUUAUAUAAUAUUGGUUUUAUGUAGAUAACACAUUUGUCUCGAUAUGUUACAGGAUGUGAGGAGGCACGGGUGGCGCCGUGAUUCGCUGUGCAGAGUUGCGUCCCUUGGGCACGCCAGAAACCUAGGAUACUGGGUUCGAAUCCCGGUUCGCCCCAAUUAUGUUUCUAGGUUUGUCAGCACCAU